Messenger RNA from Pyrus x bretschneideri (Chinese white pear), 1175 nucleotides. RefSeq names its product phenylacetaldehyde reductase-like. The record is from RefSeq and is a predicted model, not a curated record. Lineage: Eukaryota; Viridiplantae; Streptophyta; Magnoliopsida; Rosales; Rosaceae. The coding region runs from base 80 to 1045 and encodes 321 amino acids. Gene Ontology annotation, molecular function: 3-beta-hydroxy-Delta5-steroid dehydrogenase (NAD+) activity. Gene Ontology annotation, biological process: steroid biosynthetic process. The transcript is spliced from 6 exons.
CACAGAGAGAGAGAGACAGAGACAGAGACAGAGAGGGGGGGGAGAGAGAGAGAGAGAGAGAGAGAUCAAGAGAGAGGGGAUGAGGAAGGUGGUGUGUGUAACAGGAGGCUCCGGUUACAUAGCAGCAUGGCUGGUGAAGCUCUUACUGGAACGAGGUUAUAUUGUCAAAGCCACUGUUCGUGAACCAAAUGAUUCAAAGAAAACAGAACACCUGCUCUCACUUGAUGGAGCAAAAGAAAGGCUUCAAUUGUUCAAAGCAAAUUUAUUAGAAGAAGGAUCCUUCGACGCUGCAGUCGAUGGAUGUGAAGGUGUUUUUCAUACAGCAUCACCUGUACAAUUUUCAGCCGCUGAUCCGCAGGCAGAACUAAUUGGCCCUGCAGUGAAGGGAACACUCAAUGUUCUAAAAUCGUGCGUAAAAUUUCCUACUGUCAAGAGAGUGGUUUUAACAUCUUCUAUGGCUGCAGUCAUAGUGAAUGGAAGACCUUUGAACCCUGAUGUGGUAGUUGACGAAACAUGGUAUUCGGAUCAAGCUGUUUGUGCGCAGUUGAAGGAAUGGUAUUUUCUUUCAAAAACUAUAGCUGAGGAGGCUGCUUGGAAAUUUUCCAAAGAAAAUGGGAUUGACUUGGUUACAAUAAACCCAUCGUAUGUGAUUGGUCCGCUCCUACAGCCAACUCUUAAUCUCACUGUGAAGAUGAUUCUGAAUCUCAAAAAUGAUGUCCACGAUGUAAUCAGUUCAAAUUAUAUAUCUAGUGAUGUUAGAGAUGUUGCCUAUGCUCAUGUUCAAGCAUUUGAAGUCCCUUCGGCUAGUGGCAGAUAUUGUUUCGUUGGUCAUGUUACACCCGUGUCCAAGGUUCUGAAUAUUUUACAUAAACUCCAUCCCACUUUUUUCCCACCUGAAAAAUGUGAGGAUGACAAACCUUGUGAACCAGGCUUUCAAAUAUCUAAGGAAAAAGCAAAAAGUUUGGGAGUUGAUUUUCUUCCAUUGGAAGUAAGUCUUAGGGACACUAUUGAAAGCCUCAAAGAGAAGGGCUUCCUCCAGCUUUGAAUGCAAGUGUUUGUUUCUGCACUCUCUCACAAGAAACGUUGGACAUUACAUUGUUCAUGUUUGGAUUUUCUAAAUUUAUCCUCGAUGGCGCAUGAAUGUUCAGAUGUUGUUUCAACUCUUGAUGGCUCGA